Melanaphis sacchari is the source of this 1842-nucleotide messenger RNA. RefSeq lists its product as uncharacterized. Gene Ontology annotation, cellular component: presynaptic membrane. The record is from RefSeq and is a predicted model, not a curated record. The transcript is spliced from 6 exons. Gene Ontology annotation, biological process: neuromuscular synaptic transmission; neuron-neuron synaptic transmission; clustering of voltage-gated calcium channels. The coding region runs from base 305 to 1693 and encodes 462 amino acids. NCBI's taxonomy places the organism in Eukaryota, Metazoa, Arthropoda, Insecta, Hemiptera, Aphididae.
UUCACGUUAUUGCCGUGCACGGUCGCAGUGCGUAUUCGAACAGCGAUAAUAAUAAUAUAACAAUAAUUAUUAGAUAUUGUUGCUAUAAUAAUAACGACCGAACGCGCGCGCAAAGUCCAUUCGAUUGUGUCUCCGCCGACUCGGUUCGCGUUUUUCGAUAGAUUAUGAUUUCCAAGAGGAAAAAACAUAAAAACGUUCGGGCGCACCGCGAGCACGUGUGGUGUUCGUUUCGCGCGAUCGGUGGUGGGAGUAGUGUUCGCGACGGGGACACCGGCGGAACCAUACCGAUAAGAUUAAAAACGAAAUGCCCGCGUCGGAGGCGGAGGCGACGGUAACGAGGCAAGUCGUCGUCCAACGUCUUCGACACAGCUCGCACGACGUUCGCGAAUCCCGUUGCCCCAUGUCGACCGACGAGCACGUGGACCAGCAACUGGAAUUGCGGCAGCACCGCCCGCAAGAGCUGCAGCAAGGGGCGACGCGCCGGUCUCCGCCGCGGCACGACGUAGACGCCGCGUGGACAUACCGCGCUCUCACCGUACUCGACGUGUUCCUCCAUGUGUUCGUCGCAUCCACCUUCGUCAUCGGAAUAUGGCGGGCUUCGUACCAGCUGUUCGUGCACUACCACACGGCGAUGAACCCUUGGUUGGCCACCAGCGCGUCCGUUGUCGUACAACUGCUGCUAUCAAUAUUGAGCGAUCCCUUAGUAAGAUAUUUCAAAAGAAAAAACCAUUCAAAAAUUGCAUUUUGGGUGAUUUCUAGAGUAUAUAUAUAUGCAAGAUUCGUGAUUGGCAUGAUAAUGUAUGUAUACCAAGAAUGGUUGCUUGAAGUGACAUUAAAUCAUGUACAUAUCGCUAUACCACCUAGCAUUGUUCUUACAAUUGCCAUUGGUAUAUUAUGUUAUGUUCGUAUGUUGGCCACAAUCAUGGGACCACCUACUUGUGGCCUUGAAUUUGAUCCCAAACCCGAAGAAAUAUUUCAAUUUGAAAGAAUGUUCUGGCCUGAGGAUGGUACUGGAUCAUGGCUAUAUGUAUUAGAUAGCUUUUUCAGCGUUUGUAUUAUCGGUUCAUUGGUAGUCAUCGUUUGGCGAGGUGUUUGGAGUCUAAUGGAUGAGUAUUUAUAUCCAGGAGAUGAAAACACAUCUGCAAUUUUAUCAUUGGUUAUAGGAUAUAGUGUAGUACUACUUGCUUUUGCAUUACAACCAGCUGUAAAAAAAUUGGUUAACAAAAUUAAUGGCUUGAAACGAAUACUUGCUGUGGAUGUAUACUUAAUGUUUUCAUUUUUUGGUGCUGUAAACGUAUGGAGAGGAGUAUGGGUUAUGCUGGAUAAUCACUUUAUACCAGAUGCUCCUAUUACCAGUUAUUGGGUAUCGCAUAUUGCAUGUUUCGGCUUCCUAGUCUUAUUGAACUCCUCCAACUCCAUAUUAGUCCGUGGUGUUUACAUAGACGCUGAAGAAGACGGUACACAAUGUGUUGAUUUUCCAUGUUAUUAUGUACGGCUCUUAGUACAGAAGAGAAAACGGAAAAAACAAAUACGCAUUGAUGAAGAAGGUAAAGAAAUGACGCAAAUAAAAAUUGAAAAAGAAGAAGAAACUGAGGAAAUAAAUGAGAAAAUGUUACUUACAAGUGAAAAUGAUGAUAAAACCACAUCGAAUAAAACUGAAGAAACAUUAAACAACAGAAGUAAAAUCGUUUGACAUAACAAUAACCAACAUUAAGGUUUGUACUUUUGGAUCUUAGAAGAUAUUGUUUUCAAAACAAACCGAAUUCUUUGUGUUCGUUCAAAUUAAAUGAUUUUUUUAUAUUGAAACAAUAAUUAUUAUUUAUAAUCAUGUACAUAUAUUUA